AUGUUCGAUGCGAAGAACAUGAUGCAGGCGGCCGACCCGCGCCACGGCCGCUACCUGACGGCCUCCGCGCUCUUCCGCGGCCGCAUGUCGACGAAGGAGGUGGACGAGCAGAUGCUCAACGUGCAGAACAAGAACUCGUCCUACUUCAUUGAGUGGAUCCCGAACAACAUCAAGUCCUCCAUCUGCGACAUCCCGCCCAAGGGCCUCAAGAUGGCCGUCACCUUCGUUGGCAACAACACCUGCAUCCAGGAGAUGUUCCGCCGCGUGGGCGAGCAGUUCACGGCGAUGUUCCGCCGCAAGGCGUUCUUGCACUGGUACACGGGCGAGGGCAUGGACGAGAUGGAGUUCACCGAGGCGGAGUCCAACAUGAACGAUCUCGUGUCGGAGUACCAGCAGUACCAGGACGCCACCGUCGAGGAGGAGGGCGAGUUCGACGAGGAGGAGCAGUACUAG
Molecule: messenger RNA, 453 nt
Organism: Trypanosoma conorhini
Lineage: Eukaryota; Euglenozoa; Kinetoplastea; Trypanosomatida; Trypanosomatidae
Product: epsilon tubulin
Exons: 1
Coding region: 1-453 (150 amino acids)
Biological process (GO): microtubule cytoskeleton organization; mitotic cell cycle
Cellular component (GO): cytoplasm; microtubule
Molecular function (GO): GTPase activity; GTP binding; structural constituent of cytoskeleton
Source: RefSeq, a predicted model, not a curated record